AUGAUUAUCGACUUCUCGAGUCGCAGUCCCGAGACUCACCGGUAUUCUCUCGUGCGACCCAAGUUACUACGGAAAAGGGCGGGAGGCGACGAACUGGUAUGCGAGAGGUAUCAACGCUGGAGGUAUCAACACUGGUUGCCCUUCGGUAACAUCAAGCACCUCAAAGAGAUCGAGAUGUAUCACUUCUAUUUAGCACAGCCGGACAACUUAUGCCAUUCGAAUCGGGAUCCAUUAUACAUUAAUCCCUUCUACUUUCCAUUUUACCGCCUCUCGCCCUGCACCUUUCCCACGGCUUUACUCGCAUCAAAGACCAAGUUUCUCCACGUGGCGCUCACGGUCCCAGAUGUAAUCAGAUAUCUUGAGGACGGCCAUUGCAGCUCUUGCUAUGGAAAGCACGUGGUAGGGUCCGAGAUUGUACCGGGGACUUCGCGCCGCUGGGCCAGGUUUUCGCAGUUGCUUGGUGUGUCAAUCACAGUGUUCCCGCCGGGACUUUUUAUUUGCCCGCUCUGUGUUGGGUUGGAGCACGCGUGGGAAAGUAUUGAUGCAUGGAAAUCUCACAAUUUGACCGGAAAGAAGUAUAAUGUGGCCCGAAAGGAGUAUAACUCGUGGCUGCUUGACCGACUGGAAAGCUUGGGUUACGAAAGGCCAGGUCUGGAAGAUCUCCCAGAUUCGAUCGAAUAG
Messenger RNA from Fusarium fujikuroi IMI 58289, 681 nucleotides. RefSeq lists its product as uncharacterized. The transcript has a single exon. The record is from RefSeq and is a predicted model, not a curated record. Bases 1 to 681 code for a protein of 226 amino acids. NCBI's taxonomy places the organism in Eukaryota, Fungi, Ascomycota, Sordariomycetes, Hypocreales, Nectriaceae.